This is a messenger RNA of Ictalurus punctatus (channel catfish), 6776 nucleotides long. RefSeq names its product multivesicular body subunit 12Ba (gene mvb12ba). The transcript is spliced from 3 exons. The record is from RefSeq and is a predicted model, not a curated record. Lineage: Eukaryota; Metazoa; Chordata; Actinopteri; Siluriformes; Ictaluridae. The coding region runs from base 1115 to 2311 and encodes 398 amino acids. Gene Ontology annotation, cellular component: late endosome; ESCRT I complex. Gene Ontology annotation, biological process: regulation of epidermal growth factor receptor signaling pathway; virus maturation; viral budding.
GACACGCUACCUUUGCUUCACUAGGGUCUUCUCCAAGGAAAAUAGUCAUUUAGGAAAUGUGCUGGUGGACAUGAAGUUGAUUGACAUUAAAGAUACGCUGCCCGUCGGCUUUAUCCCGAUUCAGGAGACAGUGGACACACGAGACGCACCUAUGUAUUAAAGAUCAUCAAAGGUUACACUGCCCUAGGGUGAGUCAAGUCUUCUACUCGAACUUUAAUUCAAAAGCAAGAGGGGUCGCUAUUUUAAUUGACAAAAGGUUAUAAUUUUCGUCCACUAACUUUAUCGCUGAUGCGAACAGUAGAUAUAUUAUAGUUGCUGGUACUCUAAUGCAAAGGCAGGUAUUGUUGGUAAAUGUUUUCGCUCCAAACUUUGAUGUGGAAUUUGCUAAUAGAUUGUUGAGCAAUCUCCCUUUCUUAAAUACUCACCUGCUGAUUUUCGGUGGAGAUUUAAACUGUGUAAUUGACCCAAACUUAGAUCGGUCUAAUCCCUGUACUCUGAAUCAAUCUGCAAUGUCUAAAACAUUUUCCGAUUUUCUGUGUCAGAAUGGUCUCGUUGAUCCAUGGAGAUCCCGUAACCCCUUUCUUAAAAAGUUUUCUUUCUUCUCCCAGGUGCAUCAUUCCUAUUCGAGGAUUGAUUAUUUUUUUCAUAGACAGCACUCUUGAUUCUUGUGUAGUUUCUUUGGACCAUUUGGGUAUUGUAAUUUCUGACCAUGCGCCUCUACAAUUAGGUAUUCUUCUUUCUAUUUAUAAACAUAGCCCACUGCCUUGGAGAUUUAAUUCUCUUCUUUUAGCAGACAGUGAAUUCUGUGAGUUCAUUUCUACUUCUAUUGAUGACUUUCUUUUCUUCAAUCAGAAUGACUCCACCUCUUAUUCAUUGUUAUGGGAGACACUUAAAUCCUAUAUCAGAGGGCAGAUUAUUUCUUAUUAAGCUUGCUGUAAUAAAAAACGCACUGCUAGGGUUAAUGAACUUACAUCUGCGAUCAGUAACCUCGAUCAAAGAUCAUUGAACCCCUCUCCAGAACUUCUUAAACUGUGUCUUGACUUGCAGGCAGAAUUUAAUCUUAUUUUGACUAAAGAGGCGGAACGCUUAUUGUUACAUACUCGUGGUUCAUAUUAUGAACGUGGUGACAAAGCCACACAAGCCACCUUUACCGAGCCUGUUUCUCUCCAAUGCCAGAUCCCUAGUGAAUAAAAUCGACAACUUGGAAUUACAACUAGCUGGAAAUCGCUACGUUCGCGACUGCUGUGUUUUGAUUAUUACUGAAACCUGGCUUCAUCCGAGGAUACCCGAUGCUAGCAUGCAGCUAGCAGGUCGUACUAUGCUUCGCUGGGACAGGACUGAGGACUCCGGUAAGAGCAGAGGGGGGGGGCUCUGUAUGUAUGUGCAUGAGAAUUGGUGUAACAACGGAACAAUGAUAGACAAACAUUGUUCCCCUGACCUCGAGUACAUGUCCUUAAGAUGUCGGCCCUUUUUUCUACCAAGAGAGCUAACAGUGGUGAUUAUCACGGCUGUGUAUAUUCCACCUGAUGCCAAUGUGAACACGGCGCUCUCUCUCCUGUUGAACACCAUAAACGAGCAGCAGCGGGCUUACCCCGACGGUGUUCACAUAAUUGCAGGAGACUUUAAUAAGGCGAACUUGAAGGCUGUACUCCCGAAAUUCUAUCAACAUGUUAAGUGUUUUACUAGAGGGGAGAACACUUUGGAUCAUGUUUACUCCAACAUUAAGCACGCGUAUAGAGCCAUACCUCUCCCCCACCUCGGCCAAUCAGACCAUCUCUCCCUCCUGCUCUCCCCUGCCUACACCCCCCUCAGACGCAGUGUCAAGACCACUAUAAACAUCACGAACUACAGAGGCCGUGAGGCGACAACAGGAGACCUGAGUGCGAUUCUGGCAGAAGAGCUAAAUUGCUUCUUUGCUCGCUUUGAAACAUCACAACAACAGCACUCAUCUGCUCCAGCCCCACCUCCACCCUCAUCUGGCCCCCGUACCAGUCCAGCCCUGCCUCCAUCCCCUUCUGGUUCCUGCACCACUCUACUUACUGUGAGGGAACACGAUGUUAGACGGAUGUUUCUGGCAGUGAACCCCAGGAAGGCUGCUGGCCCAGACGGUGUACCUGGUAACGUGCUCAGAUCAUGUGCCCACCAGCUUGCCCACAUCUUUACUCACGUGUGCCUGGAUAAAGGACUUUCUCACCAACCGGUUCCAGACAGUGAGACUCGGGCCCCACCUCUUCUCCACUCGCACGGUGAGCACAGGUUCUCCACAGGGCUGUGUGUUGAGCCCCCUCCUGUACUGUCUCUACACAUAUGACUGUAGACCAGUCUACAACAACAAUCUUAUCAUCAAGUUUGCUGACGACACCACAGUGGUCGGACUUAUCUCAAAAGGAGAGGAGGCAGCCUACAGAGAGGAAGUCCUAAACUUGGCAGCCUGGUGUUCAAAGAACAACCUGACUCUAAACACCAAGAAAACCAAGGAACUUAUUGUAGACUUCAGAAAACACAACACGGAGCUGGCCCCCCUCUUCAUUAAUGGUGAGUGUGUGGAGAAGGUCCACACCGUCCGGUUUCUUGGCGUCCUUAUCUCUGCAAACAUCUCCUGGACGGACAACAUCACAGCGGUUAUCAAGAAGGCUCAAACGUGGCUACACUUCCUGAGGGUUCUCAGGAAGUACAAUCUGGACUCCAAUCUGCUGCUGAUCUUCUACCGCUCGUCCGUCGAGAGCUUGCUGACAUACUGUAUCACGGUGUGGUACGGUAGCUGCACCGCAGCAGACAGGGAGAGGCUUCAGAGGGUAGUAAGAGCAGCGCAGAAGAUCAUUGGCUGCCCUCCCUGAGGGAUAUUUACACUUCCCGUUGCCUCAGCAGAGGAAAAACUAUCAUUAAGGACAGUUCUCACCCUGGCUUUGAUCUGUUCAAUCUGUUGCCCUCAGGGAGACGUUACAGGUGCAUCAAAACAAGGACUAGUAGAUUUAAGAAUAGUUUCUUCCCGAAAGCUAUUACCAUGAUAAACAAACACAUGUACUGAGUCCACAGCAUAUGUAUAUAUUGUCUCAAAAACUGUGCAUUUCAUAGUACCUCCCCCAUCCACCCCAAUAUCUAUCUAUCUUGCAUAUCUAUCUUGCAUAUAUUGUAUAUCUUGUUUAUUUAUUUUGUUUAUUUAUCUUGUUUAUUUAUCUGUGUAUUAUCUGUUUAUUCUUCUUGUGAAUUGAAUGUAUAUGUUUGCACGGAACAAAAAGGAGUGGCUCUUAAUUUCAUUGUACAUAUGUAUAGUGACAAUAAAAGGCAUUCAUUCAUUCAUUCAAGCCGAGUCGUUUACUGGCACAUCAGCUACGGCGACAGGUCACUUCCCGUCUCAUACCUAGUAUAAAAAACACUUAUAAUAUUGUCACUACAGAUCCCAUGGAAAUUAAUGCUACUUUUAAAUCGUUUUACUCUUCGCUUUAUAUGUCCAAAUUUCCAACAGACAAUACUUAAGUGAAUGCAUUUCUUCAAAAUCUUUGUAACCCUGUUAUUGAUUCGAAUACUGCUAUGCAACUGGACUCCCCACUCUCUCUUGAAGAAAUUUUAAUUUCAGUUAAAACUAUGCAAUCUAACCAAGCUCCUGGCCCGGAUGGGUUUCCAAUUGAAUUUUUAAAAACGUUUAUUGGAAAAUAAGCUCCAUUGCUUUUAGCUAUGUUCAACGAAUCUUUGGAAUGUGGGUCUUUGCCUCCAACAUUGACACAACCCACGAUAGCUCUGCUUCUUAAGGAGGGUAAGGAUCCAUCCUCCUGCGGUUCUUAUAGACCGCUGUCUCUGCUUAAUGCAGAUGUAAAGGUGUUGGCGAAAGUAAUGGCAUCUCGUUUAGAGAAUGUACUCCCUUAUAUUAUAUCUGAAGAGCAGAACGGUUUUAUAAAUGGAUGUCAAUUGUGUUUUAAUACCUGUACACUCUUUAAUAUAAUUUAUUCAAAGCAUUUGUCUGUGCUCCCUGAGAUUGUGAUUUCAUUAGAUGCUGAAAAAGCAUUUGAUAGGGUUGAGUGGGAGUAUUUAUUUGCAGUCUUGAAGUUUGGAUUUUAUUUAUUUAUUUCUUGGAUUACUCUCCUUUACUCAUCCCCUAAUGCCAGGGUUCAGACAAACGAUAUUUAUUCGGAUUAUUUUGCUCUUGGACGAGGGUGUCGUCAAGGUUUUCCUUUAUCCCCUCUGCUUUUUGCUGUCGCUAUCAAGCCGCUGUCUAUUGCACUAAAAUCUUCUCCCUUGUUUAAAGGAAUAGUUUAAUACGGUAUAGAAUACAAAUUGUCGCUAUAUGCUGAUGAUUUGUUGUUGUAUGUAACCGAUCCGAUUGCCUCUAUGCCAGCUGUCUUGGGUGUUCUGGAGUCCUUUGGUGUUGUCUCUGGUUAUAAAUUAAAUUGAGAUAAAAGCGACUGUUUUUCUGUCAAUACUGCAGCAUUUUCUCUCCAACAGUCAGAUCUACCGUUUCGAUUUAGUCAGUCAAGUUUUAAAUACCUAGGUAUCAACGUGACACGUUCUUUAUCUAAUCUUUUAUCAGCUAACUUCACUCCCCUUAUCUCAAAGGUUAAAUCUAACAUUCAGAGAUGGGGUAACUUGCAUCUUUCUCUAAUUGGCAGGAUCAAUGUUGUCAAAAUGAAUAUAUUACUGAAGUUUAUUUUCUUGUUCCAGCAAGUGCCUCUUUCUCUGCCAAAAUCAUUCUUCGAUUCAUUGGAUAAGAUAAUUAGUACAUUUAUUUGGGGAGGGAACCCACCAAGGGUUAGUAAAUCUUUACUGCAGAAAUGUAGACUUAGUGGAGGACUUGCAUUACCCAAUUUUUAAUUCUAUUACGGGGUUGCGCACAUUCAUAAACUUUGCUACUGGGUUAAAUCUCCUGGAUCUUCUUGGUCUAAAUUGGAACUAUCUUCUUGUAGGGAAUCCUCUUUACCUGCUUUGCUUUACUCCUCUUUACCUACAAAACUCUCCCUAUAUACUUAUAAUCUAGUUGUCCUCAACACACUUAUGAUUUGGUAUCAAUUUAGACGGCGCUUUAAAUUUGUAGGUGCAUCCUCUUUGGGUCCCUUAGUCUACAACCAUCUAUUUCCUCCAUCGUGUUUGGACUCCACAUUUUCAGUAUGGUAUAACAAGGGUAUUAAACAAGUUAGAAAUUUGUAUGCCGAUGGUGUGUUUGAUAGCUUUGCCAAUCUGGCAUCCACUUAUGACCUCCCUGUGACGCAUUUUUUUCGGUAUUUUCAAAUUCGGAAUUUUGUUUCUAGAUGUUUUCCUGAUUUUUCCCUCUGCGCCUCCUGAACAGGCUUGGGAAAGGUUGUUUUCAAACAAUCCGCAUCAGAGAGGAAUGAUUUCUAGGAUUUAUGAUUUUAUUCUGGUGCUAGGUAGUGAGUCGAGUAACAAAAUUAGGAAUGCGUGGGAAACGGAGUUAGGAGUACAGAUAAGUGAGGAGUGUUGGGAACAUGCUAUAGGGAGGGUACAGCCUACCACUUCUUGUGCUUGUCUUGGACUUAUACAGUUCAAAGCUUUAAAUAGAGUCCAGCUAUCCAAGUCGAGACUUUCUGUGAUGUAUCUGGACGUAGAGGACAAGUGUGAUAAAUGCCAUGGCUCUCCCUGCCAUCUUGGCCAUAUGUUUUUCUUCUGCCCUGAUCUCCGUGGUUUUUGGUCUGUUUUUUUUUACCAUCAUGUCCACUAUUCUCAGGGUAGAUUUAAAACCUUGCCCAUUAAUUGCUGUAUUUGGGAUUCCUGAUGACUCAGUUCCAUUGAGCUCGAUACAAAAGGAUGUUAUUGCUUUCCUUAUAGCAAGACGUUCCCUACUGUUGCAUUGGAAGUCUGCUAAAUACCCAUCUAUCUCCCAGUGGCUAAAGGACAUGAUGUUUUUUUCUAAAACUCGAGAAAAUAAGGUAAACGAUGAAGGGUUGUACGGACAAGUUGUGUUUUUUUUUUUUUUGUUUUUUUUUUGUUUUUUAUAAAUGGCAUCUCUUUAUCGUAUACUUUAUGGCGUUACAGACACUUCCCACUUAAAUUUUUGUUCCUGUUGUUGGGUCAUACAAUAUCUAUAUAACCAGCGACAGUUAUUGGGUAGCCAUGAUGAGCCGGGGGGGGGGUACUUUUCAUCUUGUUUUCCUUUGUUAGUAUAAAAAGAAAAAAAACCUGUGAAUGUUUACUGCUGUGUGUUGCUCAAUUUGUUUGUUUUUUCUUCUCACUGGAAUAUUUGGGAAAGGGAGGGGAGGAGAGAAGAGAAAAGGUGAUGUUCAGCAGACAUGUUUGGUAGACAUGUUCAGCAGAAAUGUUUAGUUCAGCAGAAAUGUCCAGCAGAAAUGUUCAGCAAAAAUGUUCAAUAAAAAUGAAACUGGAAAAAAAAGAAGAGGCUUCCUUCUGGGACGCUGUAUCGUCUUGGCCACUGUGCUGCAGCUCAGUGUCAGGGUCAUGGCAAUCUUCUUAUUGCCUGGGCCAUCUUUAUGUAGAGCUACAAUUCUUUUUUUCAGAUCCUCAGAGAGUUGUUUGCCAUGAGGUGCCAUGUUGAACUUCCAUUGACCAGUAUGAGGGAGUGUGAGAGUGAUGACACCAAAUGUAACACACCUGAGACCAUGUAACACUAACAAGUCACAUGGCACUGUUGAGGGAAGAUGGCUAAUUGGGCCCAAUUUGGACAUUUUCACUUAGCUGUGCACUCACUUUUGUUGCCAGUGGUUUAGACAUUAAUGGCUGUGUGUUGAGUUAUUUUGAAGAGACAGCAAAUUUACACUGUUACACAAGCUGUACACUCACUACUUUACAUUGUAGCAAAGUGUCAUUUCUUC